This is a messenger RNA of Myripristis murdjan (pinecone soldierfish), 2732 nucleotides long. It is a transcript of the gene ddx20, whose product is annotated as DEAD (Asp-Glu-Ala-Asp) box polypeptide 20. Gene Ontology annotation, molecular function: nucleic acid binding; ATP binding; RNA helicase activity. The record is from RefSeq and is a predicted model, not a curated record. The transcript has 11 exons. Bases 41 to 2518 code for a protein of 825 amino acids. Lineage: Eukaryota; Metazoa; Chordata; Actinopteri; Holocentriformes; Holocentridae.
AACCGAUGCGGCGGUGUGAUCGGUAAACAGUCUAGCCAACAUGGCCACCUCCAUGAGGAAAGCUGCCCACGAUAUUGAGACGCGAAAGCGGACUGACGACGUGCUGUUGUCGGAGGGGAUCGACUUCGGCUCGCUGCUGCUGUCCCCGGCCGUCCUGCAGGGCCUGGCCGCCGCGGGCUUUCAGAAACCCUCCCCGAUCCAGCUCAAAGCGAUCCCGCUGGGCCGCUGUGGACUCGAUUUGAUAGUGCAGGCCAAGUCUGGCACGGGGAAGACGUGUGUGUUCUGCACUAUCGCUCUGGACUCUCUGGUCCUGGAGAACCACACAACACAGGUGUUAGUGCUGGCUCCUACACGUGAGAUAGCGGUGCAGAUCCACUCAGUGGUGAUGGCCAUAGGCAGCGCCAUGGAGGGCCUGGAGUGCCAUGUGUUCAUCGGCGGCAGGCCUGUGAGCCAGGACAAACCCCAUCUGAAGAAGUGCCACAUAGCUGUGGGCUCACCAGGUCGCAUCAAGCAGCUUAUAGAGUUGGGGAUGUUGUCCACAGCCAGCAUCAGGCUGUUUGUUCUGGACGAGGCAGACAAGCUAUUAGAGGAAGGCAGUUUCCAGGAACAGAUCAACUGGAUCUUCUCUUCUCUGCCUGUGAACAAACAGAUGCUUGCGCUCUCGGCCACCUACCCAGAAUCCCUCGCUCAGCACCUUGCCCGCUACAUGAGAGAGCCCACCUUUGUCAGACUUAAUCCCAAUGACCCAGGACUCAAAGGUUUGAAGCAGUAUUACAAGCUGGUGCAGUCCCAUGCUCUACCUCACAAGAUUUUCGAGGAAAAGGUGCUGCAUUUGCUGGAGCUGUUCAGUAAAAUCCCGUUCAACCAAGCGCUGGUGUUCUCCAACCUGCACACAAGGGCUCAGCACUUGGCAGACAUCCUGUCCUCCAAAGGUCUACCUGCUGUGUGUAUCUCAGGUGGUCUGAGUCAGGACCAGAGACUGGAGGCCAUGUCAAAACUGAAGCAGUACCAGUGCAGGGUGCUCAUCUCCACUGACUUGACUUCCAGAGGUAUUGAUGCAGAGAAAGUAAACCUAGUGAUAAACCUUGAUGUGCCCCAGGACUGGGAGACUUACAUGCACCGCAUCGGACGGGCCGGGCGCUUUGGCACUCAAGGGCUGGCGGUGACCUACUGUUGCCAUGGUGAGGAGGAGAACAAGAUGAUGGCCAUUGCCCAAAAAUGCAACCUCAAUUUGACUGCAUUACCAUCCCCCAUAGAGCCUGGGUUGAUGGAGGAGACAUGUGACUGGGAUGUCAGUGUUGAGGCCGCCGCUCCAGACACCAUUCCCAAGCUUUUCUCAGGGACAGAGAAGAAGAGACUGGCCAAGACUGAGGCCACCUCCUCCAGGGGACAGGAACCCAGUUCUGCUUCAUUAAAGGACAGUGGACCAAACAAGCCAGAGAGGAGACAUGCUGCACCCCAACCGCGAGUAAAGGGUGAAAGAAAUCCUCAAAAAGUAUCUCCCACAAAGGAUACGCUCUCCACCACUCCUCGGGCUCCAGCUAAUCCUGACACCUCUCUGCCUCUUACUCGUAAGGAGCAACAAGAGGCUCUGCCGAAGAUCCCCCCACUCAGUUGCUUCAAGAAUCACGGGUCAAGGAUUUUGACCUUUGAAGAGGCAGAGUCAGACUUCCACAGCUUCAUUACUAAAGGGUUGGGGAGAUCGGUGGAGGUGAUCAGGCAGUUCAGGGGUCAAGGAGAUGAGGAUGGUGUCAGCGACCAGCAUGGAUACAGAGAGGUGCUCACGCUUGGCGAUGACAGACCUCACACUCUUACACGGAUGCAAAACAGGGAACGUCAGGACACUAACCUGUCCCAUCCAAGGUCAUCUUCUGGUUCUUCAAGCUCAUACUCUGACAAGGAGGACAGCCAGCAGGAUGAUGAGACACUUGGAGGCUUACAGACCAGAGGAGGUAAAAACCGAGCUGUUACCGUCACCCAGCCAGCUCAGAGUGAAGCUAGGCAUGAAUCCAGCAUGGCCAAACCAAGGCUAGCCCCCUCUAAAACCAAAGCUCGUAUUCCUUCUGUGCCUGAGAUGUGCCAUGAGACAACUUGUGCACCUAAGGGGAGAGCUUUCUCCCAGCCUCAGAACAAUGGAUUUUCACCAGAUAUUAAUGAUAGUUGGCAGACAAACUGGAGGGUUCCAGCAGCAACUGGUAGAGAUGAAUGGAGUGAGAUGAAUGGGGAGGUUUGGAAACAGAGUAAAAAUGUCUCGGAUAUGUCUCGGGAGCCAAAGGCAAAAAGGGAUGAAAUGAUUGACGAAGAAGAGGAGCAGGAGGAGGAUGAGGAGGAGGAGGAAGAGGAUGAGCGGAGCACUGAAAGUUAUUGGGGAUCCUAUUACAGAGCUUGGGAUAAUUACUAUGCCUCCAUGCUCCCCCCUCAGCAGCAUGGUUACCAUAGUUACUAUAGUCUAGCCCACAAUUGGAUGGCAGCAUAUCGUAUGAAUGCUGUCUACAUUCAAGAACUGCUGAAACACUGACCGGUCUGUGGGGUUGGCAUUUGAGAUGCCAAAUGAUGCUGUCUUUAUACAAAGAACUAAAUCCUAAGAACUGAACCAGAGCCUAAGAAUUUGUCUGAAUAUCUGUUGUAAACAUGAAUUUGGACAAAAGUACUCAACUAAUUUUUUUUUGCAGUUCUGGCUUUAAUCAUCUGAAGGUAGUCCUGAACUGUUAGUACUGGCACUUCAAUUCUCU